AUGGAUCCGUUGAGUUGGGGUCGUGGUUGGUAUACUAUUCAAAGUAUUUCUGGUUCUGUUAUUCAGUAUUUAAAAGAGGUAGCUCGCGACAAGCCACCGGAUGAGUUAGUAUGGCCGUUUCGACUGUUUCUGAUUCUACUCGGAUAUUCUACAGUUGCCAUUCCAGCUGCUCUUCUGAUUUGUUAUGUGAGAAGAAAUCGACAUGCAUUCGAAACUCCAUAUCUAUCAAUUCGCCAAAUCCUUCGAAGUUUUGCUGUCGGAAAUCCUGAAUAUCAAUUGAUACCGACAGGUGAAAAACAAGCGUCAUCAUCUCGAAAAGACGGAGAUUCCAUUCCACAAACAAGAGCCCAAUGUAUAAAUGUUAUAAUCCUGUUGCUCUUUUUCUUCAGUGGAAUUCAAGUAACACUCGUAGCAAUGGGUGUAUUACAAGAGAGAAUUAUAACAAGAGGGUAUCGAAGAUCGGAUCAGUUGGAGAUAGAGGAGAAGUUUGGAGAAACUCAAUUUCUGAUAUUUUGCAAUCGGAUUGUAGCGUUGGUGCUCAGUUUCUUGAUUCUAUCAAAAGAUUGGACCAAACAACCUCCACACGUCCCUCCACUCUACGUUCACUCCUAUACCUCAUUCUCCAAUACAAUAUCAUCGUGGUGUCAGUAUGAAGCACUGAAAUAUGUUUCGUUCCCCACUCAAACAAUUUGUAAAGCGUCGAAAGUCGUUGUUACAAUGCUAAUGGGUCGAUUAGUCAGAGGGCAACGAUAUUCGUGGUUUGAAUACGGAUGCGGGUGUACAAUUGCAUUCGGUGCAAGUCUAUUUUUGUUGAGUUCAUCGACAAAGGGUGCUGGAUCCGGAAUAACAUACACUUCGUUCUCCGGAAUGAUUCUAAUGGCUGGUUACCUUCUCUUCGAUGCAUUCACUUUAAACUGGCAGAAAGCGUUGUUCGAUACAAAACCAAAAGUUUCCAAAUAUCAGAUGAUGUUUGGUGUCAACUUCUUCUCUGCAAUCUUCUGUGCGGUUUCACUGAUCGAACAAGGAACUCUCUGGUCUUCUCUGAAAUUUGGAGCAGAACAUAUCGAUUUCACUCGUGAUGUAUUCCUACUGUCAUUAUCUGGAGCUAUCGGACAAAUAUUCAUUUAUUCGACGAUCGAGAGAUUCGGACCGAUUGUUUUUGCAGUGAUUAUGACUAUUCGACAGAUGCUCUCAAUCGUCCUCUCCACAAUCAUGUAUGGUCAUGAGCUGACAUUCUGGGCGGCUAUCGGAUUCUUGAUCGUCUUCAUCGCCAUUUUUGUAGACAUUCACAAAAAAUACUCGGACAAGAAACGGGUUCCACAAAGGAGUUAA
Caenorhabditis remanei is the source of this 1332-nucleotide messenger RNA. RefSeq lists its product as uncharacterized. Gene Ontology annotation, cellular component: endoplasmic reticulum membrane; Golgi membrane. NCBI's taxonomy places the organism in Eukaryota, Metazoa, Nematoda, Chromadorea, Rhabditida, Rhabditidae. Bases 1 to 1332 code for a protein of 443 amino acids. Gene Ontology annotation, molecular function: 3'-phosphoadenosine 5'-phosphosulfate transmembrane transporter activity. The record is from RefSeq and is a predicted model, not a curated record. The transcript has 7 exons. Gene Ontology annotation, biological process: transmembrane transport.